Leptonychotes weddellii (Weddell seal) is the source of this 988-nucleotide messenger RNA. The record is from RefSeq and is a predicted model, not a curated record. NCBI's taxonomy places the organism in Eukaryota, Metazoa, Chordata, Mammalia, Carnivora, Phocidae.
GUCUUGUGGCUUGCGAUUGCUAAGCACAUCCAGAAUCCGCAAAGGUAUCUCCGGCGUCCGCCAUCUUUAUGACAUCAUCGCGUCGCUGCGACGCCAUCUUCAGCGUAGCCCCUGGAAGCUACGUUCUUUUCCCGGUGUUCCUAAGAGGGCAGCCCUUGUGGUUAAGAGCCUUGGGCGCGGGGUACGCUGGGAGUUGUAGUCCCGGCGGACACAGCCUUACGGAGUCUCCGGAAGCAGAGGCGUGAGAGGCGGGGCUGUGCGCAGGCUCUGGGUAGCGGGACGGCCGACAACUGCGGGGCAUUGCUCCUGGGGCAGGUCAUGAACGGGCCGGCGGACGGCGAAGUGGACUACAAGAAGAAAUACCGGAACCUGAAGCGGAAGCUCAAGUUCCUCAUCUACGAACACGAGUGCUUCCAGGAGGAGCUGAGGAAGGCGCAGAGGAAGUUGCUGAAGGUGUCCCGGGAUAAGAGUUUCCUCCUAGACCGACUUCUGCAGUACGAGAACGUGGAUGAAGAUUCUUCUGGUGAGCAAGGUCAUGAAAUAUUAGUGGAGGAAGUGGCUCCUGGCACUUCAGCAAGCUUCCUGGGCCCCUCAUUAUAGGCUGUGGAGGCUGAUAAAACCUCCAGUGGUUCUUAAAUCUGUUGCUUGCCCUUCACCUCUACCAUUCUUUCACUCGAGUAUUUAUUGCUUUGCACAGGGGAUACAGUGGAAUUUGCGUUCUGGCUGGGGGUAACAGGAAAGCAAAGAAACUAGGAUCUUAGAUUUGAAAGGAAUAAAAUCAGGGCUGUAUGGCAGUGAUCGGAGUAGAGCAGGGGUUGAUAAGCGUUUUCUGUAAAGGGCCAGAUUAAAAAUAUUUCAGGCUUUGCAGAACUGUUGCAACUACCCAGUUCUACUGUUGUGGUGCAAAGGGAGCCAUAGGUGAUAUGUAAAUAAGUGAGCAUGGAGGUGUUUCAAUAAAACUUUAUUUAUGGAUACUGAAACUUGAAUU